AGAUACCUAUUUGGUAAAAACAGUACAGUUGUAAAGAAAUUCAAAACAAAUUUUAGCAGAAAAGAUGUCCAAAAAUUGCUGAGAGAAAUUCCACAGAUAAAUUACCCCAUUUUGUAUGCCCCACUAGGAGUGGUACUUCGUCUGAGCAACAUUUUCGCAUUCAUGUUAUCUCUAAACGUGUUCAAGUUGGUAAAGAAUGAACAUAGGACUGCUAUGACUGACAUCACUGAUAAUAUAUGCUCGAAGAUAUUUUUGCUAAAUGCGAUAAAUGACGUGGUUAGAAAAAUACCUGAGGAAGCUCCUCAGUUGUGUAAAAUUUCCCUUUUUUGCGUGACCCAAUUUUGUAUACAGUUUAUUUUUUCCCGAGUAACUGCUUUUCUGUUUUACGCGGAGGAGAGGGAUGUCUUAAGGGGUGAGGGUGAUAACGGACGAGUGCAGGUGGAAAAAGAAGGUCAGGGGAAGAUCCACAUGGACGGGGAAAGGGACCACGUUGCUCCAUCCGCAGGGGUCACUCCACAAGAAGAACAGGAGAGAAAGAAGCCCACAAUAGCUACUGACCUGAAUUGCCACAAAACAACCAAGCAUGAGGAAGAAGCAGGAAAGACACAAAAAAUUAACAUGCUACAGCACAUGUGCGUGCUUAACCAGUCCGGACUGAUACCAAUAUAUGUGUACAACCACCUGUCGAAAAAGUUCCAUUUUGAAGAGAAAAAUAUCUCCCUGUUUGUUAACUGUUAUGUGCUAAUUAGCGGAAUUUUAUCGAAAAUUUAUGUAAAAUUUUUUGUAAAAAAAAAAAAAGACGACAUAUCAAGCGAUGAGAUGAAGGGCAUCUGUCUAUCAUCCAUGUUCAGUCCCAUUUUGAAGAAUUCCUAUUUUUGCUUCCUUUGCAUUUCGAUUUUUUUCAAAAUUUUUAACAAAGCUAAUGCAUUUUAUGAGCAAUCCAUCAAACAGUCAACCAUUAUAUUCAACACCAUGCUGACUCCAUCUGUGUAUGUAAUCCUGUCGAAUAUUUUGUAUGAAGGAAUUAGAUUACCUUCUCCUGUAUCUUAUAAAGACCUUUUAUUCGUGUUGCAAAAUAAAUAUCUUUUUUUUCCUUCCCUCGUUUGGGCCAUGCUGCACGUGAGCAAUCGCUACGGUGUUUUUAAGUUUGACAAAAACUUACAGCUCUACUUCCUCGUCCAAGCCAUGACCCCCCCAAACUACAACCUCUUCCAUUUGGCGAAAAAUUAUGGAGGACCAACUAGCAUUAGGAAAACCCUGAGCGUGUCUUACCCCCUGUAUCUCGUAGCCUUAUACUUUUAUGCCUUAGCCCUGUUUAGUUAUUUUCGGAAUUGA
Messenger RNA from Plasmodium cynomolgi strain B, 1335 nucleotides. RefSeq lists its product as hypothetical. The transcript has 3 exons. The annotation marks the transcript as partial. The record is from RefSeq and is a predicted model, not a curated record. Lineage: Eukaryota; Apicomplexa; Aconoidasida; Haemosporida; Plasmodiidae.